AUGAACGGACGCUUUCUGGGAGACCUUCCUCACGUCGGCAUCGUCGAGUCUUGGACCCCAGAGGUCGUGGAAACACGACCACCCAACGGCAUCGGCAUUGAGACGUCGGUCCCCGCCAGCGCCAUCCCCUGGAUGGCCUUGAUGGCGGUGGUUGUCCCGGCGUUGCUGGCUGUUGUUGUUGCUUUCUGGAGGAGGAAACUCAUUGGAACCGAUGCCCUUGAUGGUGAGGAGGACGACCUGGAAGUGUCAACCCUGGAACCAGUUCUUCUGACCGAAGAUCUGGAAAGCUCUGAGGAGGAGGAGGAGGAGGAGGAAGAACAACUCAACAACCCAGAGGAGGAGGAUUAUGAAGACGAACAACUUGACAGCUUUGAGAAUGAUCUUGACAACUCUGAGGAUGAUGAUGAUGAUGAGGAGGAGGAGGAGGAGGAAGAAGAAGAAAAGGAUAUUUUGGAAACUGAGGAGCUCGAACCCACCGAGGAAGAGGCGAAGGAGGAGGAGGAGGAGGAGGCGAAGGAAAAAUGCGAACCGAAAGACACCACCGAAGAAGACCAGCUCCUGAGACAACAUCCAGACCAACUGGAAGACGAAAGAAAGAGGUUAGCCGAGGACCUGGAAGCCAGUGAAGUUCACGCAGGAAAACUGGAAAGUCUGCUGAACGAAGCUAAUGACGAGAUUGCACGACUUCGAAAACAAAUACUGGACAAGGAGAUCCUCAUAGGAAAGAAAGCAGCUGCAGAGACAGAACUGAAAAGAGAAGUGGACAAAUUGAACGAUGAAAAGGAACAGCUGCAAUCUGAAAACCAAAACCUGGAAGAAUAUGCCGAGUUGGCUACAGGCCGAGCUGACAUCAUGGACAGCUUACACCAAGAACUGCUGGAUACCGUAACGUCUCUGGAGACUCAGCUGGAGAAGACAGAUCACUUGCUGAAGAAGAGAGACGACGAGGAAAGUGAACUACGAAGCUUCUUCCAGCAAAUUAUGGAUGACAAAGAAAUGGAACUGGAGAGCGCUUUGCACAAGGCAAAUGAGCUCGAGGAGAGAAAUUGUCAGCUCGAGCGAAAUCUCGCAAACGAGAAGCAAAGAAACGUCAGCCUUCAGAAUGAGGCCCUGAUGCUAAAAGGCCGAGCUCAGUCUUUAGAGUCAGCGCUGCUCCAUAAGGAAUCUCGACUGGACUCUGCAACAGAAGCUCUCAACAACGAGAGAGCAAAAAAUGACAUCACCUGUGCAGAACUUCAAGUAAUGAGGAACUGGGUCACAGAAUUAGGAGGUGAAAAUGCUGUGACUAAGGAAGAUUUGAAGGAUAAAUGUCUGGAUAUUACUUUACUCAGGAAAGAGUUAGGAGACGAACAAGAGAAGACCCAGAUUUUAAAGGAGGAAGUCCAGCUACUGAAGAAAUGGGUCUCGGAAUUAGGAGGCCAAAAUACCAAUCUUAGAGAAGACUUAGAAGAAGCCCUCCUGGAAGUGACCACACUCAAGAACUCACUGUCAAAUGAGAAAAGGGAUGCUCUCCAUUGCAGAAAGGAGAUGGAGAUCUUACUGGAAGAGGAAAAGACAAGAAAAGAAAAACUAGAAGUUACCCUCCAUCACGCAAAGGACCUGGAGAGAGAAAGGAGUGAAAUGAGACUGCUUUUCCAGGAGAGGCUAAAAGAAAAGGACAAUGAGAGAAAGAAGCUACAGGAACGGACGGAACAGCUGCAGCAGAACUUGGAGAGUGCCAAGCAUGAACAGCAUAACUUGGAGAGCUCUUUAAAACAUGCAGAAAGAGAGCUCUCGUCUUUGAAGAGGGCAGAAAGCAAAAACCUCCAUGAACUGGAACUACUUGGGAAAAAAUGUGAAAGUUUGAGGGAAAAGUGUAGGAUACAGGAGGAGAGUAUAAUUAAAGAACGACAACGUGUCAGGGACCACCUAAGGACACAGCAAGAAGAACUGAGGAAUCAGGAUAAGUACAUGCUAAUGGCACUCCUCCAAGGGACUGCUCAAAGGAACUUCCAUCUGGAACACAUUGAACUGGAACGAAGAAACAACAGCGAAGACAUGGAUCCACAAAACUGUGCUGAAACAAGAGAUGGAAGUAAAGACCAUGUCAAGGAUGAGGACCUACAUGACCAAGUGAGGAGGGUAGAAGAGGAACAGUACGUAAAGUACUCCAAUGCCCAACGAGAAAAGAAGGACUAUGGAAAACAGUGGGAAGCCCUAACGCAGAUGGUGGAGGAUCUUAUUCAGGGAGACGAACAAAAAAAUGGCUAA
This is a messenger RNA of Macrobrachium nipponense, 2250 nucleotides long. RefSeq names its product golgin subfamily A member 6-like protein 24. Bases 1 to 2250 code for a protein of 749 amino acids. NCBI's taxonomy places the organism in Eukaryota, Metazoa, Arthropoda, Malacostraca, Decapoda, Palaemonidae. The record is from RefSeq and is a predicted model, not a curated record. The transcript is spliced from 2 exons.